GAACCGCCGCUGAGCUCUACGCAAGAGCACGUAUUGAUGAUAUAUUUGUUUUCCUUAUAACUACUCCACAAACUGGUUUCUUUGUGGAUUUUUGCAUCGCAACUUAAUCACAGCAUUACAUCCAUUCGAGAUAGUCGCCUUUAAUAUGAACGUGCUACUCGUAAUAUUGUUAAGCCUACUAUUCCUUUGUGGUACGAUCUGCGUACAUAAUAAAUACAAGAGGACGUAUCUCUGGAAAUUAUUCGGCUACAACAUUGACGGGGUUAUAUAUACGAGUGAUUCGGACUUUGAACACAAACGAGGCUCAUUUACUUUUCAAGAUGAACUGCUGGAAGAUCACGAAAAAUUUUUGAUUCGAAAGAACUUAGUCCCGAACCACAUUAGCUAUGACCUCUUUCGUUCAAUAAUAUCUAUUCCUAGGACAAGGCCGGGUAUACCGUUCACCCUCAAUGAGAUACCAUAUUUUAGCAUAUAUCACAGUAAUCACAGUCCUUUGCUCAAGCCUUAUCCGUCGUCUAAAGAAUCCAAAAACAUUAUAUCGGUUUAUGAAACCGCAAUCGAUGGAUGUCAAAGAUAUUGGUUCGUUGACACAGGUUUCGUGGAUAUACCUGGUGUAAGAAAACAAGUCGUGCCUCCCAGCAUUUAUGUGUUUCAGGGCCGAAUGGAUUAUCUUGUAUAUACAUCUGAUAUAGAUACUAGCGUUCUGAAAGACGGAGUAUCGGCAGGUCUUAGGUCUCUGACGAUCGACUACAUUUUCCCUUGCCACGAAACCUUCGCGUACAUUAGUGACGAUAACGGUAACGCUGUCAUUGCCUUUUCGUUUGAGGAAAAACGUUUCUGGAGGAUCGAACGACAAAUCACUGGAAGCGAAGCUUGGACUUUCCCCAUACCGCAAUCCAUUUUACUGUACGCUGAAAACGUUAUAAGAUAUAGAAAAAGUCCGAACGAGACAUUUGUACAUUAUUCAGAUAUUUUGAAAAAUACGAAGAUUUCUCAACGUUCCGGCCAAGAUGUGACCGUGGAUCUUAGUGAAAUAAAUACAAAUCCAAGAGGAGUUUUAUACGACAGAAAUUAUGACGGCAACAUUUUAUUUUUCACGGAUGAAUCUCGCACUAAUCUGUACUGUUGGAACAUGGACACGCCGAUGGAUGAGGACAACAUUGAACUGCUCACUGAUGUUUCCAGGAACAACGACUUUUACAUAAGCGCUUUAAAUAUAGUAGGGGCAGGAUUUCAUUUCUUGGUUAAUAGAUUUAGGGGCUUAGUUGACAAUAUUUAUGAUGGGAAUGCAAUCAAUUUCGCUAGUUACCGCAUCGACGUCGAUGAAAUGUUGAAUAAUACGAAAUGCAACAAACCAACGAGAUGUUCAAAUUUCAUUGACAAUUGGAGAAAUAAAAUCCAGCGUUCUGUCGUUUCACCGAGAUACAUGGUUAAAUAUGUACGAAAUUAAUAUAUUGUAAGGAAUACCCUACAAAAAGGGUAUAAAACCGGCACGCAGCUCCGUCACCGGCGCAUUUGUCGGUUGACAUUCGUCGAGACAACAUCGUUCAAAGACUUUAAGUGUUAAUUUAGGAAACACGAAUUUUAUAAUAAUGUUGAGGGUACAAUGCCUAUAAAUAGCAACGCCUUUGCUCGAAACAUUCAUUCGAUCGGCGGCGUUCGUGAGAGAAGGUAGUCGUGGACAUGGUGUGCGUGAGUCAUUGUUUUAAGUCUCUGUAAACUUGUGCUAAUUGUUAUUUUUUUAAAUGGUUUUUCUUCUGAUUCCUAAUAUCAGAAGUGGGAUAAAGGACUCAAAUAGCCCACAGUAGCGUAAAACUCUGAACUUUGUUUUGUUUUACAAAGACUGCUUACUUUGAUGCUUUCAUACUUUAUUUGUUAUUUUUCUUGUGUGAUUGCAAAUUUUAACUGUGAUAAUGAGACAUGCUGAAACUCCUAGUACACGGAGGCGACCGUCUCGAGAUGAUUCUCGUAAUCGAAAACGAUAUUAUGCUUUCGCGAUCACAGAGAUGAUAGACAGAAUCGCGAUACGAACGAUGCGCUCGCGCACGAUAGAACCUGUCGCGACACGUUCUAACGAUAAGGCGCACGCUGAACAGACCACCGAUAUUCUACGGACAGUUACGACUCCCAUGUCGAAUAUCGUUGGUUCGCAACAAGGCCACGUAGAAUCUAGUAUCCCUGGUUCUGAGGCGUCUACCCUCGCCAGUGCUUUGAUAAAGCUUUAAUAGUGAUACGGGGCAUAAUGGGCCCUCAGAUUAGAACCGCGAACGCUAAUCUACUCACGAUUUGAUUUCAUUUUUGGUGGAGGUCUCAGGCUAGGCCGAGUCCUUGUAGGUUUCAGGCAUUAGUUGUCACCAGUGACGCGUAAUAUCAAACAAGUAGACGGGACUGUGUUGGCAAAAUGGUCAAUUAAACUUUUGAGAUUACAGCUCAUUCUGAACAUCACAAAACGCAAGACAACAGACAUCCGCCCUGCAGCUUCUGGUACAAAAGACGCCACCACACCUGUGGUGAGGACUCUAAUUAAUGAUGUCACGACUGAGGUGUUUCGGAGCCGUGAAGUUCGUUGAGAACUAGGUCGAGGUAGAGCUCAUCAAUUGGUACCACGGAGUGAAAAGCGACAUCAUGCUCGCGUGGACGGGCACCGACGAGCAGUAGCCGUUUUUAAUGUCGAUAAUCUUGUUUUGGUAAUAACUCACAGUCUACAGGAGAUCUAGAUCCGGCAAUCCGUGGACCUUACAGAAUGGUGAGGGUGGUGCCUCACGGGCAUUGCCGCUAGCUCGGGCCCCUCGAUGGUUCCUGCGGCAGUAGCACGCAAGCGAUGUGCCGGUAGCUGCGUAAUAUCGGUCGGCAGGUAAACUUGAUUCCGGCAUGCGUGGCCCGUAUAAGGUUGUCAAAAUUCUACCCAGUGGACGCUAUACCCUACGGCUGCUCAGCGGCAGUUAUGGCAAAGCUACGCAAGCAGCUGCACAAUAUAUGGUGUCGUGGCGGGGCGAGUGGACCCCUGAGACAUGUGCUGCCUUCUUUGAGAGUCAGUAAGUUAAUAAUGAUCAUUGUUCACAAAUAUACGUAUUCCUAUGGUGAACCUGAAGGGUGAGCUAUAGAUGAUUGCUCUCUAGUUACGUAUCCCUCACUCGGAGUCACGGUGAGAUGUCUCAAUACGAUCGGCCUAGACUGGCGUAUUGAGAAGCCUCGGCACGUUUGAGUACUGUCGGCGUGUCGGGAAGCUUCACACGUUUGAAUACGCUCUGCGUGUGGAAUGCACUCGUACGUUUUUAAUACGAUCUUCGUACGAGUGGGUCUGGGACCAUUUUACGUAUCCCUCACUCGUGUGAUUAAUUCUACACGGUGAGAUGCCUCAAUACAAUCGGCCUAGGCUGGCGUAUUGAGAAGCCUCGGCACGUUUGAGUAUGGUCGGCGUGUCGGGAAGCUUCACACGUUUGAAUAAACUCUGCGUGUGGAAUGCACUCGUACGUUUUUAAUACGAUCUUCGUACGAGUGGGUCUGGGACCAUUUUACGUAUCCCUCACUCGUGUGAUUAAUUCUACACGGUGAGAUGCCUCAAUACAAUCGGCCUAGGCUGGCGUAUUGAGAAGCCUCGGCACGUUUGAGUAUGGUCGGCGUGUCGGGAAGCUUCACACGUUUGAAUAAACUCUGCGUGUGGAAUGCACUCGUACGUUUUUAAUACGAUCUUCGUACGAGUGGGUCUGGGACCAUUUUACGUAUCCCUCACUCGUGUGAUUAAUUCUACACGGUGAGAUGCCUCAAUACAAUCGGCCUAGGCCUGCGUAUUGAGAAGCCUCGGCACGUUUGAGUAUGGUCGGCGUGUCGGGAAGCUUCACACGUUUGAAUACACUCAGCGUGUGGAAUGCACUCGUACGUUUUUAAUACGAUCUUCGUACGAGUGGGUCUAGGACCAUUUUACGUAUCCCUCACUUGUGUGAUUAAUUCUACACGGUGAGAUGCCUCAAUACGAUCGGCCUAAGGUGGCGUAUUGAGAAGCCUCGGCACGUUUGAGUACUGUCAGCGUGUCGGGAAGCUUCACACGUUUGAAUAAACUCUGCGUGUGGAAUGCACUCGUACGUUUUUAAUACGAUCUUCGUACGAGUGGGUCUGGGACCAUUUUACAGGGAUCACUGGUAACCAAAUGCAGAAGACACUUAACGAAGGGCGACGCACACUGGCCCUUGGAUAAUAACAGGAAUAUGCGCAUUAAGAAUGAUUGUGCUACUGCGCGCACUGCUCCCGUGCCGCUACCUGCACGCGCUCUCUUACUUCUGGCGUGCAAACUGCGCGUACUGCUCGCGUGCCGCUGGCUGCGCGCGCUCGCCUGCUUCAGACGUGCAUACUGUGCGUACUGCUCGCGUGCCGCUGGCUGCGUGCGCUCUCUCACUUCUGGCGUGCAGACUGCGCGCACUGCUCGCGUGCUGCUGCCUGCGCGCGCUCAUCUAUUUCUGGCGUGCAUACCGCACGUGCUGCUUAUGUGCACACUGCACGUGAUGCUCGCGAGCCGCCGACUUCACGGUGCCAUACGACUGGCAGUGACGCAGAGGGCGAUGUCGCUCGAUCUGCGGCCUGCUGCUUCACUCGUUGGGGACUAUGAUGCCUUUGGGCCACUAAGCUCUACGCAGGGAGUCACGAGUAAGGAGUAGUUCGUUUGCAGUCCUGCUGAGCUACUUAUGGGCUCUGCCUGCAUUUUCAGGAUUAUCUAUCAGGAUGGUCGAGCGGGACGCCCGCCACACGUGGUGCAGCCUCACAUCGUGGUUGCAGACUGGAGCUGGGACGGCUGCCCUGCUGAACUUUCGGGAGGCGCGAACCUAACAAGAUCUUUCGCACGCUUCCGCAUCAUCGUUACGAGUAGACCCCAGUUAUGUGGUCGAGGACGAACCACAGUCAGGAGAGGCCGUGUAAGGAAUACCCUACAAAAAGGGUAUAAAACCGGCACGCAGCUCCGUCACCGGCGCAUUUGUCGGUUGACAUUCGUCGAGACAACAUCGUUCAAAGACUUUAAGUGUUAAUUUAGGAAACACGAAUUUUAUAAUAAUGUUGAGGGUACAAUGCCUAUAAAUAGCAACGCCUUUGCUCGAAACAUUCAUUCGAUCGGCGGCGUUCGUGAGAGAAGGUAGUCGUGGACAUGGUGUGCGUGAGUCAUUGUUUUAAGUCUCUGUAAACUUGUGCUAAUUGUUAUUUUUUUUAAAUGGUUUUUCUUCUGAUUCCUAAUAAUAUAUAUUUUAUUUUUAGUAAAUAAAUAUAUGAAAUGCAUUUCGAUAAUUAAUAAAAAAUAUUUCUUUCUAUUAAAAUGUAAAUCUCCAUUAAAAACAACAAAAGAAGAAUCAGAAUGUAUACAAUUUGAACAACAAUAGAAAGACUGCGACUGUAAAUUAUAUACUAUACAAAAAUUCAAAAAACUGAGUUUCAUUCUUAACACAAACAGUUAAAUCACCAUUAUUUUGCAAAUAUUCGAGUAAAGUGUGAAGUGGGAACGCGGAAUAUACUUAAAUGAGAUCAGAAGUGAAAUAUUGUUAAAAAUAUAACAAUCCAGACAAUCAGUGGGUCGCGUUUCCGAUCCGGUGGUAGAUUCUGCGAACCACUGCUCUUGCUAGGGUCAGUGUUAACAACACUCCGGUUUGAGCCCCGUGAGCUCACCUACACACGUUAGGGCGAAGCUGAAAUAGCCUCUCAAGGCUAUCAGCAAAGGUAGGAAAACAAAAAAAAAAUUUCAUUAGUCUCGCUUAAGCUCGAGAGCGGCUGGACCGAUUUGGCUAAUUUUGGUCUUGAAUUAUUUGUGAAAGUCCAGAGAAGGCUUAAAAGGUAAAUAAAUAUGAAAAUACUCGGAAUUAAAUAAAAAUAACAAUUUUGUUUUUUCUUUGAUGUGUCCCCCGUCGGACGGAUUCCUUUUGUUUGUUUUAAGUUUAUUUUAUACAAAAGUUUAGGGCUUUUAUUUAUCGAUUGAGGCACUAUGAAGUCUGCCGGGUCAGCUAGCCUCCAAUAAAAAUACCAAAAGAAGAAUAAAAUGUAUACAAUUGUCUGUAUAAACGUAUACAAUUUAAGUACAAUAAAAAUACUGCGAUUGUAAUAUAUAUUAAAUACUAUACAAAAAUUCACAAA
Messenger RNA from Bombyx mori (domestic silkworm), 6108 nucleotides. RefSeq names its product L-dopachrome tautomerase yellow-f2. The transcript has 9 exons. Bases 146 to 1450 code for a protein of 434 amino acids. The record is from RefSeq and is a predicted model, not a curated record. Gene Ontology annotation, cellular component: extracellular region. NCBI's taxonomy places the organism in Eukaryota, Metazoa, Arthropoda, Insecta, Lepidoptera, Bombycidae.